Molecule: messenger RNA, 3882 nt
Organism: Emys orbicularis (European pond turtle)
Lineage: Eukaryota; Metazoa; Chordata; Testudines; Emydidae
Gene: BMPR2
Product: bone morphogenetic protein receptor type 2
Exons: 13
Coding region: 248-3376 (1042 amino acids)
Biological process (GO): protein phosphorylation; cellular response to growth factor stimulus; BMP signaling pathway
Cellular component (GO): signaling receptor complex; plasma membrane
Molecular function (GO): transforming growth factor beta receptor activity; ATP binding
Source: RefSeq, a predicted model, not a curated record
GGAAAUGCAUCCUGGUUUGGAGACAAAACCUCCCUUUCCUAUGAUCGUUAGAAAGAAGAGGAGCCAAGUCCCGAGGCAUGAAGACAGAUGUGUGUAAUGGAGUAAGACCUCAGACAGCUCCUGUCAUCUGCCGUUUGCCCUUCCAGACUGGAUUGUGAUCCAAGAGAGUUUUAAGAUUGUUUAAAGGGAGAAAAAUUCUCCUUUCGGUAUUUUUUUUCUUCUGCCUCCUUCUUUGGCUUCCUCAGGUAUGAGUGCCUCUCUGCAGCACCUUUUGCUGGUGCUCUUGCUCUCCAGUGCCACCCUGCUGCUCAGCACUGCGGCUGCUACCCAGAGUGAGGAGCGGCUGUGUGCAUUUAAGGACGCAUAUCAACAGGACCAUGGAACCAAUGAGAAUCAAAUCUCUCAGGAGAAUGGCACAAUUUUAUGUGUGAAAGGCACCAGCUGCUAUGGACUUUGGGAAAAAACACGAGAAGGAGACAUACAUCUUGUAAAACAAGGAUGCUGGUCUCACAUAGGAGACCAACAGGAGUGUCAGUAUGAGGAGUGUAUAGUAACAACCACCCCUUCCUUGAUUCAGAAUGGAACGUAUCGCUUCUGCUGCUGCAGCACUGACUUGUGUAAUGUCAACUUCACUGAAAACUUUCCUCCUCCUGACCCAACUGAUACAACACUUUUCAAUUCAUCUAAUUCUUUUCACCGAGAUGAGACUAUUGUUAUUGCCUUGGCCUCAGUCUCUGUAUUAGCUGUUUUGAUUGCUGCUAUAUUCUUUGGAUAUAGGAUGCUUGCAGGGGACCGUAAGCAAGGUCUACACAGUAUGAACAUGAUGGAGGCAGCAGCAUCAGAGCCUUCACUAGACCUGGAUAAUCUAAAAUUGCUAGAGCUGAUUGGCCGGGGGCGAUAUGGAGCAGUGUAUAAAGGUUCCCUAGAUGAGCGUCCAGUGGCUGCAAAAGUAUUUUCCUUUGCUAACCGCCAGAACUUUAUCAACGAGAGGAACAUUUACAGAGUCCCACUGAUGGAGCAUGACAAUAUUGCCCGCUUCAUUGUGGGAGAUGAGCGAUUCACUGCAGAUGGACGUAUGGAAUAUUUGUUGGUGAUGGAAUAUUAUCCCAAUGGUUCUUUGUGCAAGUAUUUGAGUCUUCACACCAGUGAUUGGGUGAGCUCCUGUCGUUUGGCACAUUCGGUAACCAGGGGCCUGGCAUACCUUCACACAGAGUUACCUCGAGGAGACCAUUAUAAACCUGCAAUUUCCCAUCGCGACUUGAACAGCCGUAAUGUAUUGGUGAAGAAUGAUGGAACAUGUGUAAUUAGUGAUUUUGGAUUAUCCAUGAGAUUAACUGGAAAUCGACUGGUACGUCCGGGCGAGGAGGACAAUGCAGCCAUUAGUGAGGUUGGUACAAUCCGCUAUAUGGCUCCUGAAGUGCUAGAAGGAGCAGUGAACUUGAGGGACUGUGAAUCUGCUCUGAAACAAGUAGAUAUGUAUGCACUAGGCCUUAUCUACUGGGAGAUCUUCAUGAGAUGCACAGACCUCUUCCCGGGGGAGUCGGUGCCAGAGUACCAGAUGGCGUUCCAGACAGAAGUUGGAAACCAUCCCACUUUUGAAGAUAUGCAAGUACUGGUAUCUAGGGAGAAGCAACGACCAAAAUUCCCAGAAGCUUGGAAAGAGAACAGCCUGGCUGUGAGGUCCCUUAAAGAGACAAUCGAAGAUUGUUGGGACCAAGAUGCUGAAGCUCGACUGACAGCCCAGUGUGCUGAAGAGAGGAUGGCUGAACUCAUGAUGAUUUGGGAGAGGAACAAAUCAGUCAGCCCAACAGUCAAUCCUAUGUCUACUGCCAUGCAGAAUGAGCGCAACCUGUCACAUCACAGGCGUGUGCCAAAAAUCAGGCCAUAUCCAGAUUACUCUUCUUCCUCUUAUAUUGAAGACUCAAUCCACCACACUGACAGUAUAGUGAAGAACAUUUCUUCUGAGCAUUCAGUGUCCACUACACCAUUGACUUCAGGGGAGAAAAACAGAAACUCCAUUAACUAUGAACGACAGCAAGCACAGGCUCGCAUCCCUAGCCCUGAGACUAGUGUCACCAGUUUGUCCACCAACACAACUACCACCAACACGACUGGCCUCACUCCUAGCACUGGCAUGACUACCAUAUCUGAGAUGCCUUACUCAGAUGAAACAAACCUACAUGCUACAAAUGUCAUGCAGCCUGUUGGACCAACUCCUGUUUGUCUGCAGCUAACAGAGGAGGAUUUAGAAACCAACAAGCUGGAUCCAAAAGAAGUAGAUAAGAACCUAAAGGAGAGCUCUGAUGAGAAUCUGAUGGAGCAUUCCCUUAAACAGUUCAGUGGACCAGAUCCACUCAGCAGCACCAGCUCCAGCUUGCUUUACCCACUGAUCAAACUUGCAGCAGAGGUGACAGGACAGCAGGACUUCACACAAGCUGGGAAUGGUCAAGCAUGUUUGAUUCCAGAUGUCCCAUCUACUCAGGUCUAUCCUCUACCCAAGCAGCAGAACCUUCCGAAGAGGCCUACUAGUCUACCUUUAAACACCAAAAAUUCAACAAAGGAGCCACGACUGAAAUUUGGUGGCAAGCACAAAUCAAACUUGAAGCAAGUGGAAACUGGAGUUGCCAAGAUGAACACUAUCAAUGCUGCAGAACCUCAUGUGGUAACAGUUACCAUGAAUGGAGUGGCUGGGAGGAGCCAAAGCAUAAACUCGCAUGGUGUAACAACCCAAUAUGCCAAUGGUGCAGUGCCAUCUGGCCAGACAACCAGUUCAGUGGCACACAGGGCCCAGGAAAUGCUGCAGAAUCAGUUCAGUGGCGAGGACAGUCGGCUGAAUAUUAACUCAAGCCCCGAUGAGCAUGAACCCUUACUGAGACGGGAGCAGCAAGUUGGCCAAGAUGAAGGUGUUUUGGAUCGUCUAGUGGACAGGAGAGAGCGACCGCUGGAUAAUGGCCGAACAAACGCCAAUAACAACAACAGUAAUCCAUGUCCAAUGCAAGACGUUACUACACUUGGCACCCAGAGAAUGACAACAUAUCCUGGGCAGACCCAGACUAGAAGAGCACAGAGGCCUAAUUCACUAGAUCUAUCGGCCACAAAUACUUUGGACAGCAGUAGCUUGCAGUUAGGUGACUCAUCACAAGAUGGCAAACCGGGCUCAGGAGAAAAGAUCAAGAAACGUGUGAAAACUCCAUAUUCACUUAAGCGGUGGCGCCCUUCAACAUGGGUCAUCUCCACCGAACCACUGGACUGCGAGGUCAACAACAAUGGCAGUGAGAGGGCAGUCCACUCUAAAUCCAACACUGCUGUUUACCUUGCAGACGGAGGUGCUGCCACAACAAUGGUGUCUAAGGAUGCAGGAGUGAACUGCCUGUGAAAUAUUUUAAAAGCCGACGAAAUGACAUUUUUGCAUUAUUUGAAACAAACACGCAGAAGACAUUUUAAAAAACUGCUUUCUCCUCCUGUCAGCACCCCCUGCCAAGAACUCGCUUUAAAUAGAUUUCAGCUAUGCAGAAAUUUUUUAGCUUAUGCUUCCAUAUUUUUUGUUUCAUUUUUUGAACGUUUUUGCACUUUUAUUUAGUAUCGCUAAAGUUAAGUCUGUCUGGUUUUGACCACAGAAUUAUAUAUAUGUGUAUCAAAAAUGUGGUCUCAAAAUAUUUUUUUAAAAAAAAUAACAAAAAAAUGUAUUGCUGAUAAUCAGUUUGGACCAGUUCCUAAAGGUCACUAAAAACAUAAGCAGACUAUAAGACAGGUUUGACUGCAGUGGUGUCUUGUAUUCAUGUUUUGAUUUCUGUGCACAAGUUAAUUAGUAUGUUUCUAUGUUACAGAGUGUAUUAUCUUUUGAACGCCCUACUUUUCUUGUGUUAUGUUGAAAUGUGCAAU